AAAUCACAUGUGACUGACACAACAAACAGCCCCAUCCAAAUGACAUGCCGUUCCGUGUUUAAUAAUCACAAAGCCGUACCGAAGACAGAGUGGGAAUUGUCUCUUUCUCUCUUUCUCUUGUGACAAUCCCGCCGCAUGCCGUUAUUUGUCCCGAGCACAGCAUCAGCCUUACCAGCCAAACUUUCCCCCAGCUAACUCCAAGCCCGUUUCCCCAUACCGGCGCGCAGAUGCCGAGGCUCAUCACGUAAACUAGUUUUACCGCGUUGCCGCCCUUUUCACAUUUCAACGUUUUCCCAUCGUCAGCAUCAACUGUCGAAAGAUAACUCUUACAUAUGACUUUACUUUAACUUCUUUUAUAUAAUACCCCAGACCCCAUCAUCUCCACACUCACUCAUCCCCUUCCAUUCCAUCUCCGUCAUCUCCAUCUCAUCUCAAUCUAUAUCUCAUCGCCAACACCCAUUCAUAUAGCAUCCAAUUCAAAAUGUCCAAAACCCUCUUCACCGUCCCCAUCCCCCCCCUCGGCCCCCAUCCCGGCGGCUCCAUCACCGUCAUCGAGCCCCAGCCCGCAAUCUACCUCCUCACAUUCAACUCCCCGCCCGACAACCGCCUCACCACCGCCGUCUGCAAGGCCCUCCUCGCCGCCCUCGACCUCCUCGAGUCCGGCGGCCACCCGCCCGGCGUCCUCAUCACCACCAGCGCUAUCCCAAAAUUCUACAGCAACGGCCUCGACCUGCAGCAUGCCAUUGACACGCCCGGCUUCUGGGCCCUGUUUUACUCUGUCUGGAACCGACUCCUAACCUUCCCAAUGCCAACCCUCGCCCUCCUCAACGGCCACACCUACGCCGGCGGCCUCAUGCUCGCCAUGGCCCACGACUACCGCCUCGCCCCCUCCCCAAAGGGCUUCCUCUGCCUCAACGAAGUCCUCUUCGGCGCCGCCCUCCAACCCCCCAUGGCAUCCCUCUUCCGCGCCAAACUCCCCUCCAACGCCAUAUUCCGCAAAGUCGCCCUCGAAGGCCACCGCUUCACCGGCGCGGAAGCCGUAACCGAUGGUCUCGCAGACGGACUGUGUCCCAAUGGUGUAGAUGAUGCGAUCAAGUUUAUUAUGGAGAGGAAUUUGUUGGAGAAGCCGAAGAAGGGGGUGUAUGGCACGAUUAAAGCGGAGAUUUAUAAAGAUUUGGUGAGGGAGUUGAAGGGCGCGGGGCUGGAGGCGGAGAAUGAGAGGUUUGCGAAUGAUCAGAGGGUUGCGGCGGAGAGGAAGGAGUUUGGAAAGGUGUUUGUUGAGCAGUGGCGUAAGGAGAAUAAGGCGAAGCUGUGAGGAUGAGAAACAACGAAAAUAUCUACAUAAAACUAGAAAGGCCAUAUAUAUCGGCUGUAUAAUGAAUAACACCAGACAUCACUGUAUAAUGGCAGAGCCCAGC
Molecule: messenger RNA, 1418 nt
Organism: Trichoderma harzianum CBS 226.95
Lineage: Eukaryota; Fungi; Ascomycota; Sordariomycetes; Hypocreales; Hypocreaceae
Exons: 2
Coding region: 482-1315 (277 amino acids)
Biological process (GO): fatty acid beta-oxidation
Cellular component (GO): peroxisome
Molecular function (GO): delta(3)-delta(2)-enoyl-CoA isomerase activity; enoyl-CoA hydratase activity
Source: RefSeq, a predicted model, not a curated record